Molecule: messenger RNA, 1454 nt
Organism: Patiria miniata (bat star)
Lineage: Eukaryota; Metazoa; Echinodermata; Asteroidea; Valvatida; Asterinidae
Exons: 2
Coding region: 117-1454 (445 amino acids)
Source: RefSeq, a predicted model, not a curated record
CAAGAGCAAGGUUCACUCAUUUGUAGCAGAAAACAAAUUAAAUUUGUUUUCUAAAAAUCAAAAAUGUAUUGGUCUUUAAAUCCUUGUUCUCAGGUCUGCGGACAAUAGCCCGCUGGAUGAUGCCCCCCAACAAGGGCAUCAACGCAGCCUCAUACUACCAAGGUCUGAUCGAUGCUCGUGUUCCAGCGAAGGAAAACUCCGUCCGAAAGAUCUCCGACAACAGCCACUUCUAUUCGGCAAGGGUGCGCUACGCUCUCGAGAUGGCAUCCAUGUUCAGCUCCCAGGCUAUUGUCUACUCAGCAGACAACAAGAACAAAAUCAAGGUCGGGGAGCAGACACUGGCUGUCGACCGUCGGCUCAAGAUAUCAAAAUUCUUCCCCACUCAAGAUGCACCAAAUUACAGCGACCACGACUUCCCGACACCAGGUCACCUCAUCGUGCCAUCCGGAUACCUGCGUAUGCAGCCCUCCACCCUAACGACGAAAGACGACCUUGGCAGAGACCACUUCAUGCUGCCAGAAAAGAACCAAGCAACAGUUAUCCUCAGAAGUCCCAACUCUCCAUGCUCAGUGGCCUCGCACAUGAACGACAUCGUUGGGGAACUUGGACUGGCGGAGGACGUAUCGAGUGGACGGUCGUUGAUGGUACUUCUCGUUGAUGGUGGAGCCGAUUUCAAUGUCAACCACACCGUCAACGAGAUCUAUUAUGCCCGCCUGUUUAGAGACAGUAACCUGGAUGCUCUGGUGGUGACUUCCUACUGUCCAGGGGAUUCGGCGCUCAAUCCCAUUGAGCGAGUCUGGGCUCCCUGCACGAGAGCGUUGACAUCAGUCAGUCUGUCUGCCAAUUCUGAUGGAGACCUACCACUGGCACAGGAAGACCUAACACCAGAGGAGAAGAAACAUCGAAUCUUCAACAAUGCCAUGACCGCGAUCAAGGACACGUACUGGUCAGGAGUGACAUUUGCGGGAAAACCCAUCAAAACGGUCAUGCUGGCGAGUGGAUCGCUGGAGCAACCCUACAGCUACGAAGAAUACAGGCAAACCCACGUGGCUGUUUCAGGGUCAGCGAAGAGACUUAAAGAAGACGAGAAGAGCCAUCAAGAUUAUUUGUUUGCGAUGCAACAUAUAGAUAGGCGCAUUGGAAUGUGCACUUUCACCAAGUGCAACGAGUCUACUUGCAGACAUUGCAAGUCACACCCCCCAGUUGCCAAGGAAAUGCUUGCAUGCGUGCGAAGUUUUCCCUCACCCAAGCCGUCUACAAACAACCCGGGACAUUUCAUGACGUUCACGGAAGCUCUCCACUCCCGCAGUAUUCCUCCAUGUGAGAACCUACCCCUCUUUCGUCAGAAGGGAUUGGGAAGGUGCCAAGUUUCUUCUUGCAAGUACGUCUUCACGAGCAAGAAGGACAAGGACGAUCAUCGCAUAAGGAACCAUCCCAGACAUCACAGUUCUUAA